UGGACAGCAAGUUGUGAUCUUGUCAGGUUCUACAACGGAUACUUUCAAGGAUCAGGACUUGUCCACCGCGGAUUCAUAGGAGCAAUUCGCGUUAUCAACCGCUAUGCCUACCAUUGCAAAGUUAAGAUACACCUAACCAGCUCCUUCAGGAAGGACGAUGGAAGAAAAAUUCAUGGAGCUAUAGUCAAGCCCUCCAAAAUUAGCAAUCACUUUGUAGGUCAUGCAAUUGACAUGAAUGUGAUUGACGGGUCGCGCUUCUGUAACAGCAAAUGCCUGGGCAAUGAAAACAAACAGAGCGCGGGUGUGAAGUGCUUCAUCUCCAAAAUCAGGCAGAACACAGCGCUUCGCUGGGGAGGAGACUUUUCCACUCCCGAUCCUGUCCAUAUCGAUGACGGACUCAACCUGCGCGAUCGAAAUCAGUACAACAAACUAUUCGCGUCUCUUCAGACUAACUGUAAAAUAUAAAACAGGGCAAAAGGGCGCACCUUGUAGUGUCAAUAGCGUCAGAAUGAAAUAAAACAUGGCAAGGAUCUUGCA
Messenger RNA from Orbicella faveolata, 537 nucleotides. RefSeq lists its product as uncharacterized. Lineage: Eukaryota; Metazoa; Cnidaria; Anthozoa; Scleractinia; Merulinidae. Gene Ontology annotation, molecular function: peptidase activity. The record is from RefSeq and is a predicted model, not a curated record.